UUCGACAAAACAGGUUUUAUUCAAAUUCGUGAUAUGCAUGUGCCUAGGUGUUAUUUUUGUUAUUAUUCUGUUCUGUGUUGUACCACUUACAUCAAUGGCAAUUGAUUACAACAAAUUUGGAUGUACAGAUUUGAAGUUGCCAUACUAUGUGCGAUAUUUUUAUGAUCCAUAUUCUAUGCCUUGCUGGCCAGGCGAGUACAUACAUCAGGUUGGAUGCUCGGUCAUCGUGUGCGUGAAUAUUUUCGGCGCAGAUGCACUUCUGUAUGCAUUCUGUUUAUAUUUACGAAUGCAUUUUGAAAUAUUAUCCAUCGAUUUCGAAAGAUUAACAGAUAGCAAGGAGGACCUACGAGAAUUAGUAUUGAGACACCAAGAACUAAUUGAAUUAGUCAAUGAAGUACAAAAAAUAUAUUCAACAUCUAUGCUAUUUAAUAUAAUAAUUAGUUCGUUUACGAUAUGUUUCUGUGGAUUUAACAUUACGGUUAUCAAAGAUGUGGGUACUUCAUUCGCAUUCUUAAAUUUCCUAUUAAUGAGUUUGUAUCAAAUUUUUAUGUUAUGUUUUUUCGGUGACAUAAUAAGCGUUUCGAGCACAAGAAUUGGUGAUGCGAUUUAUAAAAGCAAGUGGUACGAGGCCAAACCAGCAUUUAAAAGGAGUUUAUUUAUUAUAAUUAUGCGGUCCCAAAAACCAUGUACGCUGACGGCAGCCAAAUUUGCAACUAUGAAUCUGAGAGCUUUCACAACGAUUCUCAGCCGCUCCUGGUCAUACUUUGCUCUUCUCAGAACUAUGUACAAUUAA
Pieris rapae (cabbage white) is the source of this 793-nucleotide messenger RNA. Its product is annotated as putative odorant receptor 92a. Gene Ontology annotation, cellular component: plasma membrane. The transcript has 7 exons. Gene Ontology annotation, molecular function: olfactory receptor activity; odorant binding. The record is from RefSeq and is a predicted model, not a curated record. Bases 38 to 793 code for a protein of 251 amino acids. Lineage: Eukaryota; Metazoa; Arthropoda; Insecta; Lepidoptera; Pieridae. Gene Ontology annotation, biological process: sensory perception of smell; detection of chemical stimulus involved in sensory perception of smell.